Symbiodinium sp. CCMP2592 is the source of this 1644-nucleotide messenger RNA. Lineage: Eukaryota; Dinophyceae; Suessiales; Symbiodiniaceae. The record is from the annotation of a GenBank genome assembly.
AUGGCGUCAAGAAGUCAAUCUGAGCUCCACCUGAAGAGCUUGACUUUUUGCAUUUUGUGGUGCUUGCUGGUCUCAUCGUCGCCAGCUUUCAGUCUUGAUGCAGGCAGUUGCGAGGAGGAUUUUGCCUUCCUUCAGUUGGUUUCUCGGCCUGCGACUGCUGAUGGGGUUCCCCUUCGCUCCAACGCAGAGGUUUGGGCAACUUAUUCUGGACUGGAUUUCAUGUUGUCCCAAUCAAAGGAUUUUGUGGCUCAUAAAAUCGUUCAAUCGCCACUGAUGAGAGAGCAGACUGUCAACAUCGCCUUCGGAAUCAGCCUUGAGAUUGGGGACUUACUUGCGACGAGCUUACCCAGUAUAAGCUUCGUCUCGCCCGUUUGGACUCAAGCUGGCGUCCAAGUAGGCGUUGAGGUCAAAGGUUUGCUUGCCAAAGCAAGCCUGAAGGUCUCGGCACCGGAAUCCAAGGGUGAGCUUCUCGUGAAAGUGGAUGGAACUUUUCACGGCAACUACAACAUCGCUGUGGUGGACAAGCGCAUCACGGUUGGGGUCGGCAGCCUCGUCACGCCGACGCUGCAUGUUCAGCCCACGCUUGAGUUGUCCUGUGUCAGCCCUGGCUUUUGGAGUUCGGUGCCGUGCGCAGCUAUCAGUGCGCUGAACGGUGAUGUUCCCGGUUGGCUUGUAGACACGAUUCUGUUCUUCACCAGGUCGCAUGUCGAGCAGCUCCUUCAAGACAUCAUUGAGCAGAAGCUGGAUGCCAACUUGCGCACCCUUCCAAACAGAAUGCAGAUUCUGUCAUCCCGCGAGGCCCAAGUGCAAUUGGCGUUCACCCCACUCGGCAUGCUCCAAUCUCUUGAUUUCAAAGCAGCAUCAUAUCACAUACUUGCCGAAAAGGCUCCAGAAGCGCUUCCUGAGGAGAUUUCCGUACCAGGGCUGGCUCUUCAAAAUCAUUCUACCAGGACGAUGUUCGCCAUGGCGCUGAGCAAAAGUGUGCCGAACAGUUUGUUGGUAGUCCUGCAUGAGUCUGGCGCACUCCGCCACACUGUCUUCCCACAGGACCUGCCUAAUAACAGUUUGUUUGGUCUGGAUACAUUGAGCCUGGAACUUGCAUUCUACUGUCCAUGGCUGGCAACUAUGUAUGCCUUGGAAUGUCCGUUUUGGAAGCCUUGUGCAGUAUCGGCGACCAUUCAAACAUCUGGACGGCCAGUUGUCGAAUUGUCCGAUGGCCUCAAUUUGACCAUUCCCCUUUCGGUGGAUUUCCACCUACUGGAUACGGUGUCCGACAAUUCAAGUUUUCUGUGGCGGGUGAACACGACAGCUAGUUCAAUUUUGCAGCCGUUCAUGGUGCACCUGGCCCCCUGCAAUCAACUAUUCAAGGCCAGGAUUGAAGCUCUGCAUGCCAGUUGGUUCGACGUCACCAAAACGAAGGACGAUUCAUGGGUUGCGACAGCUCUCUCCAUCAACCUUUUCUUGCCAAUGCUGCUGAAUGGACCUUUCCUAGACAAGAUUAAUGAGUACCUCGGCGAAGGCAUUCCCCUCAAGCCUGUUAACUUUGGUGGCUCACAUUACGCUCUCUCCAAUUCGUCUGUCGAAGUGUCGUCUGGCAGAAUUGUUUUGUCCAGCAAUGUCUGGCUUGCCGAAAGAUGUCCUUGA